Messenger RNA from Penicillium nucicola, 435 nucleotides. Its product is annotated as Con-6 family protein. The record is from RefSeq and is a predicted model, not a curated record. Bases 1 to 435 code for a protein of 144 amino acids. Lineage: Eukaryota; Fungi; Ascomycota; Eurotiomycetes; Eurotiales; Aspergillaceae. The transcript has 3 exons.
AUGACGCCCAUGUCACAAUAUAUGAUCAUAAUUCGUUCCGGUAACUACAAUUUCCAUAUUUGCACAUCGUUCAAUAUUAUAACUGACUAUCGUCGGAGUCAACUGCCGAACAAUAUUCGACAUCAGUAUAUCACCAUCCUAAACUCCAAGGGCAUCUUUGAUCCUAUGAGCGGUCACAAGACAUCGUUGAACAACUCGAACGUCUCAGAUGAGGGGAAGGGACGUAUUCAAGCUGUUCUUGAUCAAGAUCAAGAUGCUGUUGGUGACCAUCCCCACAAAGAGCUAUACAACGCUGGAGGUGAUCAAAACAAAGACUUGACCAGAGUUACUGCUGGGCUUAGAGCUACCCAGAAUAACCCCGUUGGAAUCAACAAGGAAAAGACGAAGGCAUAUGAAGAAUUGAUCCGAAAGGGUGGUGAAACUCCCGAAGGAUAA